Dermacentor albipictus is the source of this 584-nucleotide messenger RNA. RefSeq lists its product as uncharacterized. The record is from RefSeq and is a predicted model, not a curated record. Lineage: Eukaryota; Metazoa; Arthropoda; Arachnida; Ixodida; Ixodidae.
UCUCCCUGUGACAAUUUUCAUUGUCCACACUCAUAUUGCAGACUGGGAAACAGGUAGAUAUCCUCUCAUAGGAACAUUGUGGAACCACGGUCAGGAGGAAACCAACGUAGUCAGCGCGCCUUCUCUUCUUCGCACUGCCAGAGACCUAAACGCUGGCAGCAUUCCUCCAAGAACUUGUGUCAUGGCGUCGUUCACACUGAUGGUGGGAGAGUUCCAUAAGGUCAAGAUCUCCGCGAAGAACGUUCUAAGCGCGGGAUCUUUGGUGAUUAAGGACUUCUCGCAGCUUUGCAGCCGAAAAACCGGCGUGCUUGUCGUAAACAAGGCCCUAGUGAAGCUGUACUCCGAUGGCUACAACCGGACAUACGUCUAUGAUGAUGCUGAAACAAUGACAGCAAAGGCUGUGGCUUUCUUCAAGCUCUACCAACACGUGCGUCAGGGCUGGGCUGUGUUCGAUACAGAAUUUGAGGACUACGAUGACACCUGCGGCAACGGCACCUUCAGCAGGCUGAAGGCUUUCAAGGCGAAGCUUGGCGCGUGAUCCCAGUGUUUGAUACAUAAAAGGGGGGCAACACUAGGCAGCCUCA